This is a messenger RNA of Colletotrichum spaethianum, 267 nucleotides long. RefSeq lists its product as uncharacterized. The transcript has a single exon. The coding region runs from base 1 to 267 and encodes 88 amino acids. The record is from RefSeq and is a predicted model, not a curated record. NCBI's taxonomy places the organism in Eukaryota, Fungi, Ascomycota, Sordariomycetes, Glomerellales, Glomerellaceae.
AUGGUUGAGCGGCUAGUUGGUGUGGAAAAUGGCAGCACGGCGAGAUUUGGAGAUCCACUGCUCGAGUGGGCAGAUUCCAUCAUUCGUUUGAGUACGACCGGACAUCUGCACAUCCAGAGACAAAAGGUGGAGAGAGAAUCAGAGGCAGGUCCUGGAGGAGCUGCUGGCGACAAGGACCAGGAACAGAGCCCUUCCGUCAGUGGUCUUGCCCUGGAGAGUCACGGCGGACGGACGGCGACAAGGGCUGGCUCGGCGGGAAAAGUCUAG